AUGGCACCUGCGACACCCAACACAGCUCAAACAUCAACAGGCAGUCUCUCCAAGAAAGGCAAGAAACGAUCUCGGGAAGACGAUAGCGACGGCGAAUACAAAGAAAACAAAACACCCACCUCCAACAAACGCCGUGCAACUCGGUCGACUACCGCAGCAGCUAGACGGGCCAUCGUGAAACCAAUAAAACCACUCCCACUAAACCACGUCGUCCAAGUAGAACGCAAAAUCGACCUCGCAGAACUUGCUCCCCAGCCCCUACGAAUAAGCUACAAACCUCAUCCGCUCGAAGACCGUUCAGACGCCUGGUACACCGAGAUGCUCCGGCGCCUGUUCCGCCAAACGGAUAAAUUCGCAACCCACUACUUCGGCGUGCACGAUCUGGACGCAGGCGAGUUCUUCGAGCCGUGGGCAGCGGGCAUGACGGACGAGUUUAUCACCUGGGCAGAGCAAGUAGCCGAAUCAGAUCCGAACUUGGGGACGGGAAGCUGGGAUGAUCUACUCAGGGACACGGUGCAGAGGAAGUGGCUGGUUAUGGGGAUCUUGAUGAAGAUUGUUCGGGUGAAGAUCUUUGAUGUGGAUUUGUUUGGGGCGGAGAAGGAGCAGGCGGAGCUGCUGCAUGGACUUUCGAGAGCGUUUGUCGGGCGUGAGGAAGGAUUCGGCCGUCAAGCCUUAAGAGCGGAAACAGUAAGAACAAUCAUCGGCCGCAACGCAGUAACAGAGAACUUCUACUCCUCCGUCGCCACACUCACCGCUCAAAUCUCACUCCUUCUCAAGCCACUAACCGACUACCUCUACGGCAUGCAACCGCGUUUCGGAAUCCCUUUGCCUAAAAUCGAAGACCAGUACCAAGCUCUCCACAACCUGGUUUCAACAGCCGCCUAUUUGUCCCUCUGCAUCAAGUUCUCCCCCACAAUCUUCACCUUCAACGACGUCUCUCCGGGCACCUUCUACGACGAAACAGACCACUACAGUCUUGAAAACCGCCUGUACUUAGACAGCCAAGAAGCCGUGCUCACCGACCAUCGCCUCCGGCUUGAAAUCUUCCUCGAUCGCCGCGCCCACUUGAACGCCGCCCUCGAUACCUUUAUAAAUGCCGGGAAACGAGAGACGCGCGCAGGAAUCAAGGCAGAUGCAGCGCUUGCUGCACAUGAGACGAAAGUACCCACCCCUGUAGAUAGAGAUUAUAGAGCUAUGUGCAAGAUUGGUGUUUGGCCGGUGGUGACGAGGUAUAAGCCGGGGCAAGAUGAGGAUGAUGAGAUGGGUGAAUGUAGUAGGCUUUUGAGGGAGAAGGAUGGGUUUCGCGUUUUGCAGUUGGCGAGGGGCGCGGUGGUGUGCUAUUAUGGGUGGAAUAGGCGGGAUAUGCAUGGUAGAUUGGAGCCGAAUCCUGCGGGGGAGAGGACGGGAUUGAGGUGUUGGGUUAGGGGUAAGACGGAGAAGAAGGGACUGGGUGAUAGAGGCAAGGUGGUUGCGGGGUUAGGCGCUGCGGUUGUGGGCGUCAUGAUGGUGGGUGGGUUGGGGAUGUUGUCCGAUAGCUUUCCGGUGGUGCAGGGGAUGGAUUAUAUUGAAGCGGGGAGGUUUUUUGCUUGUGAGGUGUUGAGCGUUUGCCAUACAUAG
Messenger RNA from Hyaloscypha bicolor E, 1617 nucleotides. RefSeq lists its product as uncharacterized. The coding region runs from base 1 to 1617 and encodes 538 amino acids. The record is from RefSeq and is a predicted model, not a curated record. Lineage: Eukaryota; Fungi; Ascomycota; Leotiomycetes; Helotiales; Hyaloscyphaceae. The transcript has 2 exons.